Molecule: messenger RNA, 692 nt
Organism: Rubroshorea leprosula
Lineage: Eukaryota; Viridiplantae; Streptophyta; Magnoliopsida; Malvales; Dipterocarpaceae
Source: the annotation of a GenBank genome assembly
CCAAUAUUUAUAGGGAAGGGUAAGGUAGCAUAGAAUGCAAGUUGCAGUGACUAAAUCUCUUAUUAAUCUCUCCAAAAUGGCUCAAGUAGGGUCUGUCUCUGCGGAUACGACUGAAACAUUGAGGCAAGUCCUAAGUCUAGUGGAAGCAUUCAGAGCAUUCGAUGCAGACAAUGAUGGGGCAAUAACGAGUGCAGAGUUGGGUGGGAUCUUGUCUUCACUGGGGUACAACGCUAGUGAACAAGACGUGAGGGCAAUGAUGCAGCAAGGGGACAAGAACAAGGAUGGGUUGCUGAGCAUGGAAGAGUUUUUGGAGAUGAACACCAAGGAUAUGGAGCUAACUGGAUCCCUUUCCAACUCCCUCAGGAUUGCUUUUGAAGGUUUUGAUUUGGAUGGGGAUGAGAGUGUCACCGGGGAGGAGCUGUUCCAAGUGAUGGCAAAUUUUGGAGCGGAGAUGUCAUUGGAGAAUGCCCUGGCGGUUAUUGCUUCAAUGGAUGGAGAUGGGGAUGGAGCUGUCAGCUUUGAGGACUUCAAACUUAUAAUCAACUGCGUUCUCUGAAAAUAUCAUCCAUACAUACAUAUAUCUAUGUCCAACUAAUACUUCCUUGUAGUAAAAGUUGAAAUAAUGAAGUUAAGCUCUUCAGAGCAUUGUAUUUUCUGUCUAAAAAUAGUUAUAACAAAUAUUAUCCUAUUUA